Encephalitozoon cuniculi GB-M1 is the source of this 711-nucleotide messenger RNA. RefSeq lists its product as uncharacterized. The coding region runs from base 1 to 711 and encodes 236 amino acids. The record is from RefSeq and is marked provisional. Lineage: Eukaryota; Fungi; Microsporidia; Unikaryonidae. The transcript has a single exon.
AUGUUUCUGGGAACAGUGGCAUCGAUUAUCCUUGCUCUUGGCCUUAUCAGAGGGGCAUACCAGCAGGCAAAGGUGAGCUCACCCGCCCAGAUGGUGAUGGUUAAAGGAAACGGCAUCAAUCCAAAGCCUGAGUGCUAUCAAAUAUAUCAGGGUCCGAUGCAGGCUCCUGUCUGUGCGACGUUUUCGCAGCCGGUAGUAACAACAGGAGUGGUUUCCCAAGGAUCAGACCAGUCCAGGCUCAGCCCAGACCUUGUAAGGCUGAUCCAAUCGAUUCCAGGCGCAUCUGAGAAGCUGUCGAGCUUUCUCGAGUACAAGGGGAUAACCCAGCCAUGGCCAGAAAUAUUCGACUUCAGCUCGGACAAGCACUACGGCCUGCCUGCUCCAGAGCCUAUGUUUUCUAAGAUACAGUCUCUGCUGAACGUUCUUGAAGACAUCAAAGAGCUUCUGUCGAACGAGCUGUUCAAGGUAGAGACAUACAUCAGCAGAGGAAAGGGCCAUCUCUGCGAAAGCAUCAAGAAACUUAGGAGGUACGACGGGAUCCUGAAGAAAUAUCUGAAGAAGAUAUCAUCUGCAAAGACAACCAAGUCCAAACACAACUAUGCCACCAAGUACACAGAGUUUAGCGAAAAGGCGCACGAGGAAGCGAAGGCAUAUUACGAGACAAAAAAGUGGUUACAGACGAUAGUAGCAUUGUUUAGAUCUCUUAUUUAG